This is a messenger RNA of Siniperca chuatsi (mandarin fish), 1714 nucleotides long. Its product is annotated as olfactory receptor 13G1-like. The record is from RefSeq and is a predicted model, not a curated record. Gene Ontology annotation, molecular function: olfactory receptor activity; G protein-coupled receptor activity. Lineage: Eukaryota; Metazoa; Chordata; Actinopteri; Centrarchiformes; Sinipercidae. The transcript has a single exon. Gene Ontology annotation, cellular component: membrane. Bases 178 to 1104 code for a protein of 308 amino acids. Gene Ontology annotation, biological process: G protein-coupled receptor signaling pathway.
CAUUGUUGGUUGUAGUGAAAGCUGUUUGAUUGAGCUCAGAGUUAUUUUUGUGAACUCUGACAACAACUGGUUAUGGUUUGUUAUGAUCUACAAUAUGUUGCAUGAUCUUUCGCUUUGAGAAGAGUUUUUUCAUCAACUUCUUUUUUACAUUUUAUUUAUCUUGAUAUUUUAACCAAUAUGCCUUUACAGAAUGCUUCAAUCAAAGUUACAGAAUUUAUUAUAGGUGGUUUUGACACAACCAAAAGGCCUAUGGUAGUUGGUGUGGUUAUAUUGAUUACCUAUGUUCUAGCUGUUCUUGCCAAUAUAGUAAAUAUCCUCUUCAUUAUUUAUGACAAGAGAUUACACAAACCAAUGUAUCUUCUGAUUUGCAACCUUGCUGUUGUUGAUAUACUCUACACCUCCAGUGCCAGUCCAACAAUGAUUGGGGUUCUACUUGCUGGUGUUAAUACUAUAGCCUAUGUGCCGUGCUUAAUUCAAAUGUUUGUUUUCUACUUGGGAGGGGUGAUGGAGAUGUUUGUUUUAACGGUUAUGGCAUUUGAUCGAUUGAUUGCUAUUAGCUAUCCUUUUCAGUACCACAGUUAUUUAACAAAUGUGCGCACUCUUGUCCUUACAUAUAUCCUGUGGAUUGUUGCAUGUGGUUGUGGGGCUGUAACGUCUGCAACUGUGCUUCCUCUCUCUCACUGCUACUCAAAGCUGAUGUACACUUUCUGUGACUAUGCUGCCGUAAUACGAACUACUUGUGUUGACCCUAAUUAUUAUUUCAAUGUGAUAACUGUCAUAACAUUCUUUCUUUUAUUUUUCACUUUCACUUUUAUUUGCCUGUCAUACAUAUGUAUAAUAUUUUUUGUGAAAUUAUCCUCAAAUGAUGACAAAAGAAAAAUGGGCAGCACUUGUUUGAGUCACUUGAUCGUGGUAACGUGUUACUAUUGUCCACUAUUUAUCCGCAUUGUCUUGACCAGGUUAGGUGUGGUAUUAACUCUUGAGGCGCGCCAUGGCUUAAUGAUUGGAGCCCUACUUGGUCCAUCUCUUGUAAAUCCUUUUGUGUACUGUCUUAGGACAAAAGAAAUGAAAUAUAAGAUCUUUAAGAUAUUCAAACAAGUUUAGACAUUUCAGUAGAUUCUUGUGAACUGUGAAUUAACUUUAUGGAAAACAUUGCACCCUUUGCUGGUGUAAGUAUUAUACUAAAAUGAUGGAAUAUAUUUAUCCAUGCAUUUUCUACACUGUUUAUCCUGUUCAGGGUUGUAAGGGGCAGGAGCCUACUCCAGAAAACAUUGGGUGAGAAGCAGCGAACACCUUGGGCAGGUCAGCAAUCUAUAGAAAAACACAAUCACAUUCGCAUUCACAAGUACAGUACCAGCAAUUUAGAGUUUCCAAUUAACCUAAUGUGCAUGUCUUUGGACUGUGAGAGGAAACUGGAGCACCUGGAGGAAACCCACGCAGAGUCAGGGAGAACAUACAAACUCCACACACGAUUGCACCGUGCCACCUGACAAAAUGUAUUAUGACACAUACAUGCUGUAUAUAAUAACCUCAAAAUGUUUGGUUUUGCAAAUGCUGGUCAGUAUACACUACAAAAUUGCAUACUUACCAGCAUUACUUAUUGCUUGUUAACUAUUUUUAUGUCAAUAAACUGUAUGCCAUUGUAGGUUUUCACAAAAUGAUAUACUGUAUAAAAUGAUGAAUAAAAGUUUGAAGUUUGGGCACAAACAACAAA